Messenger RNA from Cyphomyrmex costatus, 1345 nucleotides. Its product is annotated as RNA-binding protein 42. Gene Ontology annotation, molecular function: mRNA binding. The record is from RefSeq and is a predicted model, not a curated record. NCBI's taxonomy places the organism in Eukaryota, Metazoa, Arthropoda, Insecta, Hymenoptera, Formicidae. The transcript is spliced from 6 exons. The coding region runs from base 292 to 1269 and encodes 325 amino acids.
UUUUUUGGUGUGAGCAAUUGUGAGGUUGUUGGUUGGUUUGGGAUUUUGGGAGUUGGUUUCAUCGGUUUAUGGACUAUGGUACAUACACUUUUGACGCAUUAUAUUACAUCGACCUCAUCGUUUAUCCACUCACUUAUAAAUUUCUGGACGUAUUGAUCUACUGAUCUAUGGAGACAAAAGCCAUUAAGUAAAGAAGAAAAAGAGACGCCUAAACAUCUAGAAAGAAAAGGAUAGACGCGAACAUAUAUAAAUAAAAAAUAUUUUUGUUUCGUCAACAACCAGCUUGCAGAUAUGGAUGAUAAACUUCGGCAAAUGGAAGAUGAGAUGAAUAGAUUUGAGGCUGAGAUUGGAGGACAACUUGUAACACCAAUUGUAAGACCAGUAAUAGGUGCAAACACAUAUAAUCAGGUCGCUAGACAAUUGGAACAACAUGAACUUACUACACCAGUAGUUGCAGCAGCAGCAGCAGCAACAUUAGCAUUUCCUCCAAUGAUUGGGUUUCCACCACCACCACCACCUCCACCUCCUCCCCCACCACCACCGAUGUUAAUUCCUCAGCAAGUAACACGACAAGGUUCAGUUCCUAUUACAACGUACUCCUCACCUGCACAAAUAAGCAAUCCUUACAUAUCAAAUAUGGUGGAUCCAUGUUUAAGUGCAACACCAAAAACAUAUGAUUCUGUCUCAACGCCAAUGAUCCAUCCAGAAAUUAUCGAACAAAUUAUUAAUACGAAGAUUCCUGAAGAUGAGGGUAAAAAGAAGCCAAAGGUCAAAGGUGUCAGUACAGCAGCUGAAUUGGCUAUCAGUCAAGGAAAAGCAAGCUCCAUUAUGGCUAACGCUAGCGCAGAAGAGAGUCAUCCCAAGGGUAAAGGGAAAAAAAAUAAGAAAAUUAUAAGGACUGCUGGUGGGCAAACCUGGGAAGAUACUUCAUUAUUAGAAUGGGAUGAAGAUGAUUUUAGGAUAUUUUGCGGAGAUCUGGGGAAUGAUGUUACUGAUGAAAUGCUGGUGAGAGUAUUUGGAAAGUAUCCUAGUUUUCAAAAAGCAAAGGUGGUUAGAGAUAAACGGACAAAUAAAACCAAAGGCUUCGGAUUUGUGUCCUUUAAAGAUCCACAAGAUUUUAUCAAGGCAAUGAAGGAAAUGAAUGGCCGAUAUGUGGGAUCUCGACCGAUAAAACUUCGGAAAAGCUCAUGGAAGCAAAGGAAUCUAGAGUCUGUACGUAAGAAGGAGAAGGAGAAACAAACACUGAUUGGUCUGCUUACUGGUCGAUGACGAGAUGAAUUCUCCUUAUUAUGUUUCGAUUAUUUCGAUCACCCAUACACGACACACUCUGAUAGUUUAGACAGAC